Messenger RNA from Branchiostoma belcheri (Belcher's lancelet), 1639 nucleotides. Its product is annotated as peptidyl-prolyl cis-trans isomerase H-like. The record is from RefSeq and is a predicted model, not a curated record. NCBI's taxonomy places the organism in Eukaryota, Metazoa, Chordata, Leptocardii, Amphioxiformes, Branchiostomatidae. Bases 19 to 555 code for a protein of 178 amino acids. The transcript is spliced from 8 exons. Gene Ontology annotation, cellular component: intracellular membrane-bounded organelle. Gene Ontology annotation, biological process: protein folding; protein peptidyl-prolyl isomerization. Gene Ontology annotation, molecular function: peptidyl-prolyl cis-trans isomerase activity.
CCACCGGGUCUUUCAAACAUGGCGGACGUAAAACCAUCCAACUCCAGUAACCCCAUUGUUUUCUUCGAUAUAUCUGUCGGUGGACAGGAAAUCGGAAGGAUAAAAAUGGAGCUGUUUGCAGACAUCGUUCCAAAGACUGCCGAGAAUUUCAGAGUACUUUGCACAGGAGAACACAGAAAGGACGGUGUGCCCAUUGGGUUCAAGGGGUCAUCAUUCCACAGAGUGAUCAAAGACUUCAUGAUUCAAGGAGGAGAUUUUGUCAACCAUGAUGGCACAGGACUGACCAGUAUCUACGGCGGAGCUUUCCCUGAUGAGAACUUCAAACUGAAACACACAGGGCCAGGCAUGCUGUCCAUGGCCAACAGUGGUCCCAACACUAACGGCUGCCAGUUCUUCAUCACCUGUGCCAAGUGUGACUUCCUGGAUGGCAAACACGUUGUGUUCGGUAAGGUGGUGGAUGGAAUGUUGGUGGUCCGGAAGGUGGAGAAUGUGCCGACUGGACCUAACAACAAACCCAAGAUCCCUGUUACUGUGGCACAGUGUGGGGAGAUGUGACCACUGUAUGGCUGUUAGAGUGAGAUCAAGAAAUGUAGAAUAACGUUAUACAUUACUAGUAUAUGGUAGUAAUGGUAUUGGUAUCUAUGUUAAGUAUAAAAUACAGUAUGUCUUUAUGGGGACAUUUUUAAGAUAUAGGAGUCAGUGUUUUUUUUUUGUAAAUCGAGGUAACAAAUGAGAACAAGGUCCACCUUCCAAAUGUAUAAUUGCGAUGAACAAGAAGAAAGACAAAACUGUAAGAUUUGAUAAGGAACAGGGAAGCCAUUGUAAAGCUUUUCUGUAGUCAUCUAAGGAUAAUGCUAACCAUUCCAGUAAUAUGUAAAUGUGCAGGUACAUUGUACAUGUAGCUUCUAGACACUAACUAAGGAUUAUAGAAUUUAUUAUCUUCCUCCUGCGAAGAUUGCCACAAGGGACAUAGACAUUGGCUGAAACACCUUCAGGUGGUGAAUAAAACAACCCAUUUUUACAAACAUCGUUGCUCCAGUGAUUUGUACAGUAGUGCAGUAGUGCUAGUGGCUGUAGAAGUACCAAACUAAGGUAAAGAAGCAUCUUAACAACACUCCUAUCACAUCAGGGUUGAACUGCAGCCAAUCAAAUCUUUGUAGGAAUCAAUAUUUAUCCCAUCAUUUCCAUAUUUUCCGUGUCAUUAAGUGGAUGAAUGUUAAUCUUCGAGAGAAUACUUGAUGGACUUGUACGUAAGAGAAUGAUAAUACUGGAGGCUCCAAACUGGUUUGAAAGUUAUGUUUUCUAUUGCUGGAAUUUGUGCAGGCAUGUACACUGUUCUUGGUCUGUUGCACAGCAUACUUGCAAGACUAAGGCAUUAACUGUGGUGUUUGAAACCUGUUUUCACAGUGAGAGCACUCUGGUGUGGUCCCUUCAUUGCCUGUGGGAUUUUCAUGCAGAAAAAAAUUGAAGCUUUUUUUUUUUUACUGUUUUAGACACAGACAAUCUACUCCAAUACAACAUUUGAUUUUUAGACAAACAUGGCUCUGGUGGUUAGACAAAGGUUUACUGAAAUAUAUUUGUAUAACAAACUGGAGUUUAUAAACUGGGGCCAUUUCUAAGCACAUUUUCUUCCAUUCAG